AUGAUAGAUAAAAAUGAUCAACGACUACUUUCAUCUGCUCACUCUGCAGUAACACCAAGACAAUAUAGACAAUCAAGUCUUCCUAGAGUUUCUCGUCAACAAUCAAUUGAGAAAUGUAUUCAUCGAAGAAAAACAAAUAGUGCAAAAUCAAUGAUCAUCAUUCAUACAAAAAUUCGAUCACAGAAUAAUUCUCUUACUGGAAAUGAAAAUAACAAUGUCAAUAAUAUUGAUAAAUUUCCUUCAAUUAAUGAUCUUGUAAAUUCAAAAUCAAGUUUUAAUCAAAGUUUAAAUGAAUGGUCAAAUAAUAAAACACAAUCUGCUCAUAUUAAAUCACAACAUUCAUCAUUAUCUAAAGAUAAUAUCUCUCGUGAAUCAAUUCAAUUUAAUAGAUCUAGUACAACUAAAACAUUAAAUGAAUAUUCAGCUAGAAAAAAAUCUCUAGGUGAAUAUCAUGAAAUAGUAGAAGAUACAAAAAAGAGAAAAAAACGAAAAUAUUUUUAUUGUUUUUCAUGUCCAUGUGGAGUUUGGUGUUUACUUUGUCUUUUGAUUGGUCUUCUAUUUGGAAUACUUCUUGCUGUUUUAUUACUUCAAUUUUUACCAAAAUCACAAACAACAAUAACAACAACAAUAAGUAUUUCUACAUUAUUAACAAAUACUUCGACGAUAGGUUCAUCUACGACAACGCCAUCAGUAACAACAACAAUUACAUCAACAAGUACAACAACCAAUUAUGUUUGUAGUUUUUCAUGUCUCAAUCAGUCAUGGAUUUCUUCUACUAACUUGCUUGCUAAAUGGGAAUUCGAUAAUAAUCUAAUUGAAGAUGUCAGCAGUUCUUUAACAACUUCUGAUCAAAGUCCUGUGUAUGCCACUGGUUAUGUGAAUGAAGCACUCUUAUUUGAUGCAAAUGCUAAUCAAUCACUAACAUCUCCGUUUAUUACUCUAACAAGUAGCAGUUUUACGAUUGAUGCUUGGAUAUAUCCAACCGGUUUUCCGAAUACACAAGAUCAUAGUAUAGUCGGUCUAUGCCCUUCUACUACUACUUAUGAAUGUCUUCAUUUGACUAUUCAUGAAAAUGGUGGUAAAUAUCUUUAUUUGGGAUUCUAUGGUGAUGAUUGUGAAGGAAAUACAGUAAUAUCACUAAACGAAUGGAUACAUGUUGCAUUUCUAUUUGAAGUGAAUUCAUUGACACAGAGUAUUUAUCUUAAUGGAAAAUUAGAUGUUAGUAGGACAGCAGGAGGACCAUUUAAAGCCAAUACCGAUAGCGUCACAAUUGGAAAUAUACCAGGACUUGAUUCUUUUGCUGGUCCAAAUUAUUUUCAAGGAAUGAUCGAUCGAUUGGCAAUUACAAGUCGAGUUAAAUCAGAAUGUGAAAUUCUUGAAGAAGCUACAUUAUCAACGUAUUUUACUUUUAAUUCAGGUAUUUCGUUUAAUGAUUCAGGGCCUAAUUCUCUAUCAGCUAUUGGAUCAUCUGUUUCAUUCGUGUCUACUGGUCAUUCUCUUGAAGCUAUCUCAUUCAGUGGUUCAACAUCUUCAUAUUUUCAAAUAUCAGGUGUAACUAGUCUUGGUAUUACAAAUCGUCCAUUUUCAAUCUCACUUUGGAUACGACCUCGAUCUUUAUCGGGAACUAUUGUUCAUGUUUCAGCAAAUUCAUCAGGUCUUGGAUGGUGUUAUCCUUUCUUAGGAUUUGCUACUAAUGGUUCAAUUGUUGCUCAAAUGUACAAUAGUAAUGUUAAAUCCGUGAUUGGUCCAUCUAUAUCCGUGACCUCAGAUUGGACACACAUUGUUGAAACAUGGAGUUCAACAAAUGGUCUUCGUCUUUAUGUUAAUAAUAUUUUGGUUGCUUCCACUACUGCGAUGGCCACUUCCUAUAUUGCUAGUUCGGUACAAAAUUAUGUUACAUUAGCAAAUAGUCUUAGUGGCACUGGUAUUUGUGGUGCAGGUCUUCUUGGAUCGAUGAGUCCAUACAAUGGUGACAUUGAUGAAUUCAGAAUUUAUAGUCGAGAACUGACUGCUGCUGAUAUAUGUACACUUUAUAUUAGUUGA
This is a messenger RNA of Rotaria sordida, 2043 nucleotides long. Lineage: Eukaryota; Metazoa; Rotifera; Eurotatoria; Philodinida; Philodinidae. The record is from the annotation of a GenBank genome assembly.